Molecule: messenger RNA, 1910 nt
Organism: Vicia villosa (hairy vetch)
Lineage: Eukaryota; Viridiplantae; Streptophyta; Magnoliopsida; Fabales; Fabaceae
Product: UDP-glucuronate 4-epimerase 1
Exons: 1
Coding region: 296-1591 (431 amino acids)
Source: RefSeq, a predicted model, not a curated record
GAGAGAGAAACUCUGCUAAAUCCAUGUUUGCGUUACUUUCUCUCUCCUCCACUCUGGCAUUUCUUUAACGCGUUCACGCGUAUACUUGUCGCUUCCAAGGGAAUCGCCACUAUAUAUAACAACCCUCCCCUUUCCUCCAAAACCAGGUGCAGGAAAUUUUCACAUCUCCAUUUUCAAUUUCCUUUACCUGCAUCUGUUUUUCAAAUUUCAUAUAUUUCAUAUUAUUCCAUUUUCUUCUUGAAAUCAAUCAAAAUAUUAUAUCAAAACCAUUAUUAUUAAUCUGGGAAAGAAGAAAAUGCCGUCAUCGUUAGAGGAUGAACUCUUUCCAUCAACCCCCGGAAAGUUCAAGAUCGAGAGAAGCCACGGCCUAAUGAACCGUCAGGUGUACCGUUGUUUCGCUUCCACCAGCACUAUGUUCCUGUGGGCCCUAUUUCUCAUCGCUCUAACCGCUUCUUAUCUAAGCUUCCAAAGCUUCGUCGAUUCCGGUAGCCGCUAUAUCUCCGCCUCUUGGGGCGGAAUCCAGUGGGAGAAACAAGUGCGAACCUCCGCUCAAGUCCACCGGCAAGGAGGCAUGUCGGUGCUCGUCACCGGCGCAGCAGGUUUCGUCGGUUCGCACGUAUCCCUGGCGUUAAAAAGAAGAGGAGACGGCGUCAUUGGACUCGAUAACUUCAACGACUACUACGAUCCGUCGCUUAAGAAAGCUCGUAAAGCUCUUUUAACGAGCCACGGCGUUUUCAUUGUAGAAGGUGAUAUCAACGACGCGAAGCUAUUAGCCAAGCUUUUCGAUGUGGUGGCUUUCACUCAUGUGAUGCAUCUCGCGGCUCAAGCCGGUGUUCGUUACGCUAUGGAGAAUCCUCACUCGUAUGUUCACAGCAAUAUAGCCGGACUCGUCACGCUUCUCGAGGCUUGUAAAUCGGCUAACCCUCAGCCGUCGGUAGUUUGGGCUUCGUCAAGCUCGGUUUACGGUUUAAACGAGAAAUCUCCGUUCUCGGAAUCAGAUCGGACCGAUCAACCGGCGAGCCUCUACGCCGCAACAAAAAAAGCCGGUGAGGAAAUUACACACACCUACAACCACAUCUACGGUCUCUCCAUCACCGGAUUACGUUUCUUCACCGUCUACGGUCCUUGGGGAAGACCUGACAUGGCGUAUUUCUCAUUCACCAGAAACAUUCUCCAGGGAAAACCUAUAACUGUUUACCGCGGCAAGAAUCACGUCGAUCUGGCUCGUGAUUUUACAUACAUUGACGAUAUCGUGAAAGGUUGCAUCGGAUCCUUGGAUACUUCCGGGAAGAGCACCGGAUCCGGUGGGAAGAAACGUGGACCUGCACCUUACCGGAUAUUCAACCUCGGAAAUACUUCUCCGGUGACGGUUCCUACGUUGGUGAGUAUUUUGGAACGGCAUUUGAAGGUGAAGGCGAAGAGGAAUAUUCUGGAUAUGCCUGGAAACGGCGACGUUCCGUUUACGCAUGCGAAUAUCAGUUCAGCCCGAAGAGAACUCGGGUAUAAACCCACAACCGAUUUACAAACCGGGUUGAAAAAGUUCGUGAAAUGGUAUCUUUCGUAUUACGGUUAUGGCAAACCUGUAAAUUAAUUUUAAAUAUCUUUUUAGUUUGUUAGAAUUUUUAAUUAAGGUGGAUGUAAAAAUACUAUACGGGAAAAAGAAAGGAAAGAAUCCCGGGUCAAGAAGAAAAGGGAGAGAAAGGAAAGAAGAGGAAAGAAAGAAGAAAGAAUCCAAUUCUUUAUUCUUUGCUUCUUAUGAGGUUACAGCUAAAUCAUCAUACAGCUGUUUUCAUUAGAUAAUUUCUUUUCUUUUUUUUUUUGUUUGUGUUAUUUAUUAUUUUUACUAAUCUUUUUCUCAUGUGUAAAGAAAGUUGAAGUUGAUUUUGUCUCAUUUAAUGAUAUUUAUUUUU